CUGGCGCUUCUGGACCGGCUGCACGGCAGCGGCGGCGCGGCGGCGGCCGCCACCGACGCCGCCUCGCCCUCGUCCCCCGUGGCGACGCUGCUGCGGGCGGCCAGGAGCGCGGGCAGCCUCACUUGGGUGGGUGCUGCUGCCGCUGGGGACAGCAGCGGCGCGAAUUCUGCCGGCGGUGGCGGCGGCGCCGCCGCCGGUGGUGCCAUGGUGGUGGGGCUCAGCGAGACGCAGCUGGCGGCGCACCAGCGGGAGCGCGGCCUGCUGCUGCUGCAGCGCCUGCUGCUGCUGGCGCUGCACCACUCGCCGCCGCAGGCGGCGCAGCAGGCGGCGCAGCAGGCCGCCGAGCUGCUGCCGCUGCUGCUGGCCGAGGCGAGCGCUACUGCAGGGGACGCGGCGGCAGUCGAGGCGGCGGUGCCCCGCGUGCACCUGCUGCUGGCAGCCAUCGUGCAGUGCUACCGCGGCAUCGCCGCCAGGGCAGCUGCCGCGAAGCUGCAGGAGCAGCUGCUGCCCCUGCAGCUGCAGCAGCGCCUGGAGGCUUGCGUGGUGGCUGCCAACGCGGUGGUCGCCGCGGCGCCGACGGCCUUUGGGCUGCUGCCUGGCGAAGGUCCCUCGGCCCAGCCGCAGUCCCCCGGCGGAGCCCAGAGCCAGCCUGCAGGCCAGCAGCAGCCGCAGCGGGCAAUGCAAGAGAUGCUGCCGCUGCUGCAGCCGCGGCUGGUGGCGUCGGCGGCGCGCCAGCAGCUGCUGUUCAUGCGGCACUGCGCGGGGCUGCACGCGGCAGCUGCCCCGCAGCUGCAGCAGGGCCUGAUCGAGGCGGCCGCCGCGCAGCGCCACGCCGCCGCCGCCGCCGACGAGGCCAGCCGGCAGUGGCUGGGCGUGCUGCUGGCGGCCGACCGCUUGCGCCGCGCCGCACGGCGCCAGGCCGAAGACGAGGCCGGCCAGCAGCGGCGGCGGCAGUGGCGGGACCUGCGCCGCGCUCUGACCAGCGGGCGGGGUCUGUGGGCUGAGGAGGAGCGUCCCGAGGACCUGCACUGGAAGCUGGACGCUGUCGAGGACCCGGCGCGCCGCCGCCUGCGCCUGCGCCGCAACUACCACUUCCAGCG
Molecule: messenger RNA, 1100 nt
Organism: Chlorella variabilis
Lineage: Eukaryota; Viridiplantae; Chlorophyta; Trebouxiophyceae; Chlorellales; Chlorellaceae
Exons: 2
Source: RefSeq, a predicted model, not a curated record